Messenger RNA from Elaeis guineensis (African oil palm), 1344 nucleotides. RefSeq names its product tetraspanin-18. The record is from RefSeq and is a predicted model, not a curated record. Gene Ontology annotation, cellular component: membrane. NCBI's taxonomy places the organism in Eukaryota, Viridiplantae, Streptophyta, Magnoliopsida, Arecales, Arecaceae.
AAUCCUCUGUAUCCCCGUUUUGCCCCGGCUAGCUGGCUCCUCCCGUCCUUCCAACCGUUUCGUUAUUCUUCUCCCAUCCCAUGACUCCGGAUCACAUUAUAAUAAUCUCCUUCCUGUGAAACGACAGCUCCGACUCUCACCCGCGCCGAUAUUUUCUCCGAUCAUCGCCCACCUCCCUCCCCUCUCCUCUUUGCCCCUCUCUCUUCAUCGAAGAAUCCGAAGAAGAGUGGGAGUUUUAGGGCUUCUAAUUCGGUGGUGUUCUCGAGUUGCUUUCGUGCUAGGGUAUUUGCUUCUAAGGAGAGAGAGAGAGAGAGAGAGAAUUAGGUAAGGAGGGGAGGAGGAGGGAAGGAUGCGUCCCAGCUUUGGCCAGAGUUGUCUCGCCGUCCUCCUCAAGUUCUUCAACUUCUUGCAGACCUUCGUCGGGAUCUCGAUAUUGAUCUAUUCGGUAUGGGUACUGAAUCGCUGGAACCGGCGAGGGCUCGAUCUCGAUCUCGAAGGCCUCCCGGCUCCUUGGUUUAUAUGCGCUAUAAUGGGUGCAGGGGUUUUGCUGUGUCUGAUUGCUUUCACAGGACAUAUCGCUGCUGAAGUUGUUAACGGCUGCUGCCUCUGUUUCUUUGCAGUAUUGACUAUCAUACUUAUUUUAUUAGAAGCAACUUUAGUGAGUAUUCUCGUGUUCGACAAACAUUGGGAAGAGAAUCUUCCAUAUGACUCUACUGAAGAACUGAAAAGGUUUUGUGCAUUUAUAAAAGAGAAUAUGGAUAUAUGCAAGUGGGUUGCUGUAACUGUGAUUGUUAUUCAGGCACUCUCCCUUCUUUUGGCAAUGAUUUUGCGUGCCAUGGUUCCAGCUAGAAGAGUAGACUAUGAUAGUGAUGAAGAUUUCGUAGUUAUAAGGAGGCCACUUCUAGACCCACAAGGUGGCUCUAGUUAUGCUUCAACUUCUGUUGGCGGCAAAGGUUUUCACUCAGACUUCUGGAGUUCACAAAUGAGACAAAAGUAUGGAUUGAACCAGAGUGAGUUCUCAUACAAUGGCGUGGAUCAAAAAGCACCGUCUGCAAAUGGCAACAGUGACAACAGAAAGCAGUGCUCCAUCUUGUGAGCAUCGGACACAAACCCACUACUGUUUGCAAGCAUCUUUUGUCAUUAGAACGGUUUGAACCCUUGUAGUAUAAUCGUUCUCUAUAUAGCUGGGGUGCUGGGGACGGCACCUUCCACGGGGCUGUAAAUAUCAUGCUGUUAAUAUCUUGUCAUAUUGUUUAAUAGGCAUAUAUUAAUCUCUGGGUGCACAUGUGGGACCCUAUGUUCGGUUGGUAUCACAUUUUAUGAUUUCAAACGACGAUUGGACCA